Molecule: messenger RNA, 1366 nt
Organism: Rhizophagus irregularis DAOM 181602=DAOM 197198
Lineage: Eukaryota; Fungi; Glomeromycota; Glomeromycetes; Glomerales; Glomeraceae
Source: RefSeq, a predicted model, not a curated record
CAUUCAAAUAUUUUAUGUAUUAGGUCAAAAUAUUUUCGUACAGCAUUUUCUAAUGAAUGGGCUGAAAAAAAAGAUGGAAAAUUUAUUUUAAAAAAACCAAAUAUUUCGUCUCAUUUAUUUGACAUCAUUCUUAGGUUUAUUUAUUGUGGAAAUAUUGAAUUAAAAAAUUUACAAGGACUAGACGUAUUGAAAUUAUUAAUAGAUGUAGACGAACUUAAUGUUCAACAAUUAAUUUCUCAUAUUCAAGAAUAUUUAAUUGAACAUCAAACUGAAUUUUUACAUCAAAAUCCAACUGGUAUUCUUGAAACCGUCUAUCAACAUGAGACAUUUACGGAUUUAUGGGAUUUUUGCCUUGAGAAGAUUUGUGAAGAACCUAAAAUUUUAUUUAAUUCAAACAAAUUUGUUAACUUAAAAGCUCCUUUAUUGGAAUUAUUGAUAAAAAGAGAUGAUUUAAACAUGAAUGAAAUUGAAGUUUGGGAAGGUUUGUUGAAAUGGUGUUUUGCUCAACAAAAUUUAGAUAAUGAUCCAACAAAAUGGACCAAAGAUGAUAUUACAAAGAUUGAGAGAUCAUUACAUAGAUUUAUUCCAUCAAUUAGAUUUUAUUAUAUUAAACCCACAGAUUUCUUUUAUAAAGUUUAUAAUUAUAAGGAUAUUUUACCACGAGAUUUGAUUCAUGAUCUUUUGGAAUUUCACAUUGUUCCUGGCGUAAUGCCUAAAGCUAAUACAGCACCAUCAAGAAAAUCAAAUUUAAAAAUUAAACUUGAUUCAACCAUAAUUCAAUCAAACCACAUUCCCCUUUUUGCUUCAUGGAUUGAUAGAAAAGAUUCUUCACAUUAUAAUAACAAAAAUAUUCCAUAUGAUUUCAAAUUAUUAUAUCAUUCAGGUCGAGAUGGAUUUGAUGCUGCAUCAUUUAAUAGAAAUUGUGAUAAUAAAGGAGCUACCAUUUUUGUAGCAAAAAUUCAAGGUUCAACACAAUUAAUUGGAGGAUAUAAUCCACUUGAUUGGAAUGGGAAUGUUUGGAAAACUACUAGUGAUAGUUUUCUAUUUAAUUUUACAGAUGGAGAAAAUAUUUCUACUGCAAAAUUAGGUUAUGUUAAAACUCCGGAAUACGCUGUUUAUUGUUCUAAUGUCCGUGGUCCACAAAUGGGUGGUGGUCUUAUCUGUUAUGGUAAUAACAAUUGGAAAAACUUCGGAAAUUACUAUCCUAAUAUAGGUAUUCCAAAUACUUCAAAUACCCUUAGUUUUACAGUAGAGAAUUAUGAAGUAUUUCAAGUAAUUAAAAGAUAGAAAAUUUAUGUAUUUACUUUGGGACGUUGAGAUUCAAAAAUUAAUAUAAAUAAAAUAAAUUAUUUAUUUGUAAGUACAG